Molecule: messenger RNA, 2253 nt
Organism: Daphnia carinata
Lineage: Eukaryota; Metazoa; Arthropoda; Branchiopoda; Diplostraca; Daphniidae
Product: probable ATP-dependent RNA helicase DHX35
Exons: 14
Coding region: 130-2214 (694 amino acids)
Cellular component (GO): intracellular anatomical structure; catalytic step 2 spliceosome
Molecular function (GO): helicase activity; RNA binding
Source: RefSeq, a predicted model, not a curated record
GUAUAAUAUAUUUGGGAAUACAUGUUAUUAGUUAAAUAAACCGCCUUACACCGUCUCCUCAUUGAAAAGUUCUUCAGUUAUCAGAUGGUGAAAAUCAAAACUAAUAAAAAAUUCAAACAUUAAUAAAAAAUGUUUAAAUUUGCAAAACCCACUGAUUUGCCAGAUUGGAAGGAAGAAAGACCAGAUUUUAACAGUGAUGAAGUCACUAGUUUUAUUUUCAACCCCCAUCGUUCACAAUCUAUUGAAAACCAGCGUAAACGUCUUCCUAUUUUUGAAAAUCGUGACCAAUUUUUAUACCUGCUUGAAACUCAUCAGUUUCUCAUUCUCAUUGGAGAAACAGGAAGUGGGAAAAGUACACAGGUUCCACAAUACCUUUUAGAAUCAGGAUGGGGAUGUGAUGGUAAAACCAUAGUUGUAACACAGCCACGGAGAGUGGCAGUAUUGAGCCUUGCUUCAAGAGUAGCAGAUGAAAUGGGUACAUCACUAGGGCAAACAGUUGGCUAUUCUAUCAGAUUUGAUGAACAGAUUUCAAACAAAACAAGGUUAAAAUUUGUUACUGAUGGUGUGCUCCUGCGUGAAAUGCUGACUGAUCCUUUGCUUAAAAAGUAUUGUGUAAUUAUGGUUGAUGAAGUCCACGAGAGAUCUCUGAAUACUGAUAUACUUCUUAGCCUACUAAAGAAAAUUGCUAAGAAAAGGCCGGAACUUCGACUUAUUAUUUCCUCGGCCACUUUGGAUGCCGAAGAAUUAAAAAAUUAUUUUACAUGGAAAAACAAAUCAGCAAAUGAUGAAAAGGGAUCUACAGAAGUUCAACAAUAUAAAAAGGGAGAAGCAGCAAUCAUGAAUGUUAUUGGCAGAUGUUAUCCUGUUGACAUUUUCUAUGUGCAAGACCCAGUUCCAGAUUAUGUGAAAGCAAGUGUAGACACUGUUAUUAAAAUAUCAACUCAUGAACCACCUGGAGAUGUACUAGUCUUUCUAACUGGCCAUGAAGAAGUGGAAACGGCAGUAAGAUUCCUAAAAGAAUAUGCAAACACGGUUGCUGAAUCCAGUAGAAAAGAUAAAUUACAUGUCUUAGAAAUGCAUGGGGGAUUAUCCAAUGAUGACCAAUUACAAGUUUUUCAACGUCCUCCAUCUGGACGAAGGAAAGUUGUAGUUGCUACAAACAUAGCUGAGGCUUCUAUUACUAUUCCUGGAAUUGUUUAUGUUAUUGAUUGUGGCUUUGUAAAAUUGAAGUGGUUCAACGCGGAUACCCAAACUGAUGCGCUGGUUGUUGUUCCAAUAUCACAAGCUUCAGCUCAACAGCGAUCUGGUAGGGCUGGGCGGAUGAGACCUGGGAAAGCAUAUCGCUUAUUCACGGAAGAUUAUUUUUACACAUUGAAUCGAUUCACGCCACCAGAAGUGCAAAGGAGCAAUUUAUCAUCAGCAGUUUUGCAGUUGAAAGCUUUAGGUGUGGACGACAUAAUUCAUUUUGAUUUUCCUAGUCCUCCGCCGGCUCAACAUCUUGCCGUGGCACUUGAACUACUAUUUGCUCUGAAAGCUAUCGAUUCGUCGGGGCGUCUAACUGAUCCUACGGGUUUGAGGAUAGCAGAAUUCCCAGUCGAGCCUAUCAUGGCAAAAAUGCUAAUCUCUUCAAACGAUUUUAAGUGUUCUGCGGAAAUAGCAUCCAUUGUUGCGGCGAUGCAGGUACAAGCAUUGUUCUACUAUCCCACACGCGGUCAAGACAGUAUUAAAGCGCGUAUAGCAAGACGGAAAUUUGAAGCAUGUGAAGGAGAUUUAAUUACUUACCUCAACGUGGUAACUGCUUUCACCAAGCACGGAGAUUGCCCAAGAUGGUGUCAGUCAAACUACAUCAAUAAAAAGGCACUCAAGCGUGUUCUUGUUUUGCGCAGCCAAUUAAUUAAAUUGCUGCAGCGGUUAGGUGUACCGUACUCCUCCGCCGAAGGUGAACUUGAGCCUAUUUUGCGAUGCAUAGCUUCCAGUUUGUUUACAAAUACUGCAUACCUUCAUCCAUGUGGAGAGUACAAAACUGUGUUGGCUGAUGUUGUCCUUCACGUUCAUCCACAUUCCAUAUUGUAUGCAGAGGAAAAAGCGCCAUGGGUUGUUUUUGGCGAAGUUCUACAGACAACCCAACUGUUUAUGCGGGACAUCACCAUAGUCGAUCCGCUUUGGUUGGAAGAAUUAGCACCGCACUAUUUUCAGAAAGUUACUGAAAGAUAACUAUGUUGCGAUUCAGCGUAAUACAUUGCAAUUCAUGUA